GGAUUUAUCUCCUCCACAAUGCUGGAACAGAUAUCAUCAAAACUCUUUUCUACGGAUUCUUUCCCAAAGGCAGUUUUCCUUGUGGUUGUGGGGUAUUGUACUUAAAAUGGUUCGAAGGCUAGUUUUGGAAAAUGUGAUGUGCUCUUGUGCCUAUUUGUAGGCCUGUUAUAAAUAGGUUUGGCAGGGUACGCAUGCUCAUGUUUGAUUGGAAAUUGCACAGUGCCUUGAGCCGGAGAGAGUGGUGGAUCCUUAUACAAAGAGACAAAAGGAAAGCUAUGAAUGCUGCUAUCUCCCAGAUUUAGAGCCACAGAAGAAAACCUAAUUUGUUUUGGUGGAUGUACAUCAUCAUCUGUUGCUUGUUUCUCUGAGGAAGUUUCUCCUGGGGAUUUAAGUUUGAAAGAGAAACGUUAUUUGUUGGAGAAUGAGUUCCAGGAGGCAGAUGACCCGCUCCUACUCUGCGGGGGACGGGAGGUCCAGCUCCCACAAUGGAGAUGAUGUCAUAGGGAGUAGCAGAGCCAGCAGCCGCAGCUACCUCUCUGAUGUCAGGCCUGAAAACAGCUACUCCAGUCACAGCUAUUCUCAGUACAGGCCAACAAGGAGCACACUACAUUGUGUUAUGGCACAUUUAACGGAGGAGACCCAGCCAUCCUUUGAGACGACAUUAAAGUCAAGAGCCGUAUCUGAAACCUGUAGCAUCAAGUUCACCUGUGAGGUGUCAGGUCACCCCGCUCCAGAAGUGACAUGGUAUAAAGAUAAUUUGCAAUUGGACAGAUACUGUGGACUACCUAAAUACAACAUUUCCCACAAUGGACAAAACCAUUCACUGCACAUUUACAAUUGCACUAUGGAGGAUGCAGCCAUCUACCAGGCGUCAGCCAGGAACAACAAAGGCAUUGUGUCCUGCUCUGGAGUCCUUGAGGUGGGGACGAUGAGCGAAUACAAGAUCCACCAGCAGUACUUCGCCAAGAUCAAACUGAAGGCCGAAAACACACGCAGAGAGCUGGAGGAGCCCAAGCCGUGGGACAAGGAGAACCACGGGUCUCCUGGUAGUCGGCAGGAAACACUGAGGACCAUCAGUCCAGAUCGGUCCCAGAGGAAGCGACGGUCCCCCAUGGACCCCAGCCUCAGUGCCAGCUUUAUGGAGGAUGAAGUGGUUGAGGAGAGCACUCAGGCUCAUGCUGGGGAGGCAGAGGCCAGGCUACAGGACACACCUGUGGUGGGGGAAGAAAAACGGGAAUCUAACAGGUCCAAUGUCAAUGGACAGGCAGCCAUUACAGAAAAUAGCAGCAACAAAGGCCGGACGUAUGUUUACGAUUCAGUGCAGAAGUCUUUUGCUCCACACACACCAAAAGCAUUACUGGCCAAGAAGAAGAUAAAGAUCUCCAAUGGAGAGGAUAGUGGGAUGACGGCUGAUAGCCAAGCAGGGAAGAAGCCUGAGGAGAGAGGGAUGAGUGAAGAAAGAGAGGUCAGUGUGACACCCUGUCUGGUUGAGUCCUCACCCUCACUGGGGUCAUCAGAAGAGGCCCUGGAAGUGGAGAGUGCUGUUGAAACUUCAGCCUCAAAGACAGAGAAUUUAAAAUACAUUAAUCAGUCUGAGAGAGCCCCACUGAACAACACUGUGUCAGUAAUGGAAGAAGUGAAGGUCCAAGUGAAGGAGAAAGUACCUGUACAAACCCCACCACACAAUGGAGAGCCUAGCAUCCUGUCUCCUUCUACUGGGCUCCUCUCUACAGAAACCAUCUCAGGGAAUAAGAGUCAGAAUGCUGCAGUGGCUCAGGUGACCCAAAAUGUUGUAAAUAACAAUAUUAUGGGGAGUCAGAGUACAGUUCCUCCUGUCACCUCAAGUCCUUCAGCUAAACUAAAACCACAACCAAGUCCUUCAGCUAAACUAAAACCACAACCAAGUCCUUCAGCUAAACUAAAACCACAACCAAGUCCUUCAGCUAAACUAAAACCACAACCAAGUCCUUCAGCUAAACUAAAACCACAACCAAGUCCUUCAGCUAAACUAAAACCACAACCAAGUCCUCCUUCAGCGAAAUCACAAUCACAACCACAUCAACCAAGUCCUCCUUCUGUGACGUCACAACCACAACCAAGCCCUUCAGCAAAACCACAGCCACAACCAAAUCUUCCUUCUGCAAAACUACAACCACACCCAUGUCAAUCAAACCCUUCAGUAAAAUCACAACUAGGCCCUCAUUACCACCACAACCAGAUCCUCCUUCUGGGAAACUACAACCACACCAAUUCAAGUCCUUCAGUAAAACUACAACCAGGUCCCUCAGUAACACCACAACCACAACCAGAUCCUCCUUCUGCGAAACUACAACUACAACCACAACUACAAAUACGUCAACCAAGUCCUUCAGAGAAACUCCAAGCAAGUCCUUAUGCGAAACCACAACCACAAUCACAACAGAGUCCUUCUGCGAAACUACAACCACAACCACUUCAAACAAGUCCUUCGAAUUUACAACCACAACCAAGUUCCUCUGUCACACCACAACCACAAGCAAGUCCUUCAGUAACAACUCCACAGGUUUUGAGCAACACACCAGAGAACAUUAAAACCCAUCAAAGCAACGUAACAGACAUGGAGGUAGACGAUAAGCCUUCUGUCCUGGAACACCUAAACAGCACCACUACUCCACUAAAAGGUCAAACUGAAUGCCCGGGGAAGGAUUCAGCAUCAGUGCUUGAGGUGCUAAACUCAGAUAAUUAUUAUCAUGGAACUGGAACUGCAGUUGAAGUUGCUGGGGAAUCAGUGAAGUCAGUACUAACAUCACCCUGUAAGAGCAGCGAGGCUGUCUCUGCCUUGCCUCAUCGUCUGUGUGAAGAGUCAGGAGAUCAGCUGUCUGUGGAGGAAACAAGCACGUGCCUAAAGAAUGUGUCUUUGUCUCGACUGCCUGCGCAGCUGGUUGGGGAGGUUACACAGAACCACAGACAGACAGAGAGAGAGUGGAAGGGAACACCUGUCGGGCAAGAACCUGUAAUACUAACCAUCCGGAGAAAGCUGGACGGACAAUCACCUUCGCCACGACAACGUUCUCCAUCGUCAUCGGACAGAGAAGUCACAGCAAAUGCCAACAAACGAUCUCCUACUUUGCACAAUCCUCCGAGCCAAUCGGCCUCUGACAAAAUGAUGCAGGGCACACAGGAUCAUUCCAGGGGAUCAAAUGAGAGCCAUACAUUACCUUUUACAGAGCCACUAAAGUCACCCCUGGAAAGCCCGGGUGUUGGUGAGAAAACCUUGGGGUGUAGUGUUUCCUCAGUAGGCCAGCAAGGCCAAGUUGAGAUAGCUAUAAAAACCGUUGGUGAGACAGAAAUACAAGUUGACGUUAAAGUACAGGGUAAUAAUUUGGCUGAGUUACAUGCACAGGGAGGCAGUUAUGAGAGAAGAGUUGACAUGGAAACUGUUUAUAAAGUUAGCAAAGUUCAGGAAGGUGAAAUUGCACCUGAAAAGAAAACCGUUGAAAGUAUAGCAGUGGCUGUAUGGGAUGAGAAGAGUAUACCUGUGUUGAAGAUGGCAGAAUGCCAAGAUCUUUCUCUAAAUCCCCGCUUUCAGCCUAUUAUUCCAGACACAUCACAGACGGCUGACACAACAACAAGUGUCCCAAACACAAACAUCUCAGAGCAACAAGCAAAAGCCCCAACACCUGUAGCCAAAGUCAUGUCUAUUGCCGAGAUUCUAAGGUCACAAAUGGAGAAAAGUGCCCCUACAGAAGUAAGUCCAGUGUCACCCAUUUCAGAUGCACCCAUUUCAGUGGCACUUAUUUCAGUAGCUACCAUUUCAAUGCCCCUUAUACAAAGUCUAAACACAGACCAACAACCUAAAUGUCCCCCAUCAACUGACAUACAGGAUGUGAGAAUGCAAAGUCCAGAGUUGAGGAUGGAUGAGAGAGAGUACAGGCAGGAACCUGAGAAAGACACUUGUAAGAAGGAAACCAAUAUGUCUGUCAGUUCUAUUUCAGCUUCAAAUGUAGAAUAUAGAUUUAAUACCUCUGAACCAGAACGAGUUGAGACACCCAUAGUUACUCCUGUGACUGAAGCCUCACCUAAAGCUUUUGUUAUUCCUCCUAUCUCUAUUGUAGACAUGGACGGCACUUUAGAGAACAGUAAUCCUCCUGUAUGUAUAGUAAUGGACAUUGAAAGUGUCAUGGAUACAGAGCGGGAGCAUCUUUUGGAUCACAAUGCUGAUAUUAGUCUGGCUGCGAAUAAGGAUGGUCAAAAAGAGUCUUCUCUUGUUACUCCUGAGCAGAAGUCCUUGGACAUCACAGUUCCUCCUCCAUCCAUCUCAUCUGUUACCUUCCCUGCAGAGAAACAACAAACACUAGAAAAUACAGUCAAAGGGAUGGAUUCUUCACACUCACUGCCUCCAGUGUUCAGCAGUCGACAUGGCAGAGACAAAACGUGUGCUUCUCCCCUUUCGGAGCGUUCCACAGAAUCUAGCUCACUUCCUAGUGCCACUGAGAACCAGCGUUUUUCUACAAAAAAUACAGCAUUUACAAACAACAUUGCAACCCCAACAUUGCAACCUGUCAGUGAAAAACAGAGAGACUCUUCACCAGAUACUGAUAUGAUUUUAGAUCGGAGUGAAGCAUGCGAACCUGAUGUUCCUCAGCCUGGUCCUCAGACUGUACGAAGGUUUGAUACCAACGGUUCCCCAAGUAGUGAGACACAAGGGUCAGUACCUGUUCCCACCAUUCCGUUGGGUGGCAAAAGCUCUCCAUCCAAGGUGGUGAAAGUUGGAUAUUCAAAGCCAGACUCUUCAACAUCUGUCUCAGUCACUGAAAGCAGUACUGGCCUGCUGAAGGGAUCAGACAGUGUGUCCCCCAUGCCCUCAGCCACACCAAAGGAGCUGGCCUCCGGUGCUAGACGCAAAAUCUUAAUCUCGAAACCCAAAGGAGAGGACCCUGGAGCUGUUGCUUCACAGAUUGACACCCAGAGCCCCCAGAGAGAGGAGGUCCUCAGGAUGAGCUCCAGGCUAUGCCCAGAGUCCUCCUCUCCCAUGUCCCCUGGGCUGUCCCGCAGGUCGCCCCUGCUGCAGCCCCCCAAUGGCCAGCGCACCCCUCCAACAGAGAGACGCUCCCCACUGCUCAGUAGGAGGAAGCUGGCUCCAACUCCAGAGACCCUCAAACAGAGCCAGGAACCUGCCCUGGAGACAACCGCCACUACCAAGACUGAGGAGAAACCAGCUGAAAAGGACAAGCAUAACCCAUUCAAAGCUCCUCAGGUCAUCAGGAAGAUUAGAGGAGAGCCCUUCUCAGAUGCGGCAGGACAUCUGAAGCUGUGGUGCCAGUUCUUCAACGUUCUUAGUGACUCCACAAUUAAGUGGAUCAGGGAUGAGGUGGAGAUCGCUGAGGUUAAAAGAAGUGCAGGAGAUGAGACUCAGGUAGCGUUGGCUAUUGUCCAGACGUCCAGCAGAGACUGUGGAGUUUAUGGCUGCACCAUCACUAAUGAAUACGGGACAGACACAACAGACUUCCUACUGAGUGUUGACAUACUCUCUGGCAUGUUUCUGCGUGAGGAUCAAGAAGUGGGAGAGGAGAUAGAGAUGAGUCCACUACUGUUCACCAAGGGCCUGGCUGACUCUGGCGUCUGGGGAAGUAAGUUCUUUGGGCGUAUCAUGAUGGAGGAGGCCCAUAUAGGAGAGGGCUGCUCCCACAAGGCCUGCAGAGUGAAGGUCAUCUAUGGGCUGGAGCCAGUGUUUGAGUCUGGGACCACAUGUUACAUCAAGGUGAAGAGCCCCAUCGCCUACUACGGAGUCAAGGAGGAGAGCAACCUGGUCGAGAGAAACCUGGCAAUCACCCAACAGGAAUGUAGACUUCAGAACAUCGCUCGUGAAUACUGCAAGAUCUUUGCUGCGGAAUGUAGGGUGAUAGGAACCUUUGGAGAAGUGCUGGAAGUGAUCCCAGUCCACCAUAUGUAUCGGCCUGCCAACACCAUUCCCCAUGCCACGGUGGAGUCUGACCUGAAGGGGGUCUAUCUGAGGUACUGUCUGAUGGACGCUACGGGCCGGCUGGUCAUGAGAACUGGCUCAGAGGCGGCACUGAAGUGUUGUACUCUGCAGCACUGGAUUCUCCAGUGGACCAAUGGAAACCUGCUGCUCACUCGGAUGGAAGGUGUUGACUUCAAGAUCACAAACGUUGGAAUUUCCAUCAAAUCGAAAGGGUACCAAAGUCUCACGAUCACAGAAAAUCCCAAUGUGUUUGAGCAGUUUGUCUCUCAGCACCAGUGUAACUACUACUGCGGCCUCCUCAGCCUGAGGUCCCUGAAGACACAGGACUCCCUGCAGACCCCAGCCAAACCCAAGUGCUCCAGGAGCCCCCUGCUCCACCGUAAGAUGGGCGGCUCCUCCAGUCCCCAGCCCUCCAGGAAGGCCACAGGAAGCCCCCGGUUGAUCAGAAAGCCAGCACAGCCAGAGGACAGCAAAGCCACCGCCAAGCACAAGGCCGUUGAUGUUCCCAAUGUUGUCCGAAGAUAGAAUGGGCCGUAGAAAGCAAGCAACUGCUUUUCUCAAUAAAGAGAAUAAAUGCUGAACCAGAUAUGGAAUUACUGCCAGACUUGUCUUCCCACCUAUAGAGCUUUCGGGGAGCUGGGAGCCGGUCUGGGAUGAAAGGCUGGUGACCCCUCCUCCAAGCCGUGACAGACAGACAGACAGACAGACAGACAGACAGACAGACAGACAGACAGACAGACAGACAGACAGACAGACAGACAGACGAGAUCAGAUCAGAUCGAGAAAGAGAAGGCCAGGUGAAGGAAGAACUUGAAUUUGAAAUGAAUGACACACUAGUAUGUCCUUCAAAUUAUUAAAUUACACAUUAAUUUCACUAAUGAAUACAUUCUUAAUUUAUUGAGUAGAUCACAUAAAAUUUUAGGCUAAAGCUUUCACAUUAUACAGGGAUUCCUAUUGCAUAUUAGUAAUAAUUUGGAGUAGUAAUUCACAGUAGUAAUUCACAAGGUUAGCACGCCAGCUCGAUUCAGGUCCCAACAACAUGAACAUCUAGGGGAAAUAAAUUUAAAGGGCCUGUUAUAGAGUUCAAGAUUAUCUUCAAUGGUGCACAGUGCUCAGGAUAAUAGUUAUGUUAAGAAAACUAUGCCCUAAGAAUGUAGCGUAUAUUGUUUUCCAUGACACUGUGAAUAAAAACGUGGUUCUUUUUAUACUGUAAAUGUGCCUACGUUUUCAUGUUGUAUGACAUUCAU
This is a messenger RNA of Oncorhynchus nerka (sockeye salmon), 7209 nucleotides long. Its product is annotated as alpha-protein kinase 3-like. Lineage: Eukaryota; Metazoa; Chordata; Actinopteri; Salmoniformes; Salmonidae. Gene Ontology annotation, biological process: cardiac muscle cell development; protein phosphorylation. The record is from RefSeq and is a predicted model, not a curated record. Gene Ontology annotation, molecular function: protein serine/threonine kinase activity; ATP binding. Gene Ontology annotation, cellular component: nucleus.